GUUCCGGCAUCCGUCUUUAGGUCGACCACCGCAAUGGAGAGCCUAGCGUGAUGGCCAGGAAACUUACCAUCAACAAAUUUGGGAAGGUUAUUAAUCCCAUCAGGCAUGCAAUAGCAUUCGAAGGACGUUGGGGGCGACCGCCCACCACCAAGACCUUCAUUGCUGAACAAAUCCGUAAGGUGGACCUUCGGCCUGUGAAAGCUGUCAACGUUCGCUUCGAUCCAUUCCACCCCAAUGCGCAAGCCGUGAGGGAGUUCAUGUUCAUUACAUCCUUCCCCAAGAUAAGGAAGACGAACUUGAAGUGCACCUUCAAAUGUGAUGUUGUGAAUGACAGAUCUGAGCCCAGCAUAUUCAUUGAUUUUGAAAACAAGCAGAAGUGUAUCUUCAAAGCAGGCAGUUUGAACAUUUUGGACAUACUGCAAAAUUAUAACAAAGUUGUGGAGCCAAUACUCCAAAAAUACCAAGAGGACCAGCCAAAGCCUUUUGAAGUGAAGGUAGAACGCAAAAGGAGACGCUGAGAAAAAUGAAGAAACAUGUAUCACAGGACAAGUUACAAGUCUCACAUCAAGUAGCUUGGAAUCUUUAUGAUAAUCUCCCAGCUUUCGAGGAUGUCUUUGAUGAAGACACCUUCUAUGUGUUUGCCACCUUUUUCACCAUUGCUACAAUUAUCAUGGCUGUUAUGUUAUCCCGAUUCAUCAAGCUACGGCCCAUAGAUUAAUCUUGCCACUGUUAUUGUGCUCUUCUGCUAGCAGUGGGAUGACCCUUGGAGACUCCAUUCCUAGUCAGCAUAAUUGAGGGAUAUGUGCCAUAAUUGUGUCUUCUUGUGUAAUAAAGAAUGAUGCAGAUUUUUAUUAUG
This is a messenger RNA of Darwinula stevensoni, 856 nucleotides long. Lineage: Eukaryota; Metazoa; Arthropoda; Ostracoda; Podocopida; Darwinulidae. The record is from the annotation of a GenBank genome assembly.